AUGCCGCGCUUCACUACGAGGACCCGCAAGGCUCCCUCAUAUGCCCAGGGACAAGGGGGAGGCUCUUCAUCGAGCAGGCGCACUAUUCCAGCAGAGCCUACAGGUUAUUACGACAGGAAUGAAAAGAGGUGGUACUGCAACUGCGUACCCCGCACCCUAGCCGAUAUCCGUACCGUGAGCAAGGACACCAAGAACAAAGGCCGCAAGUUUUGGACAUGUUCCAAAGACAGGCGGGCCAGCUGUGGCUUCUUCCUCUGGGACGAUGAUGCUCGCGUCAUCGAGGCAGAAUCCGAGGCCCAAAUCGCCGCAAUGACGCCGUCCUCGACACAGCGCCGUCUCCGGCAGACGCAGAUCGUGCCCACCGCACCACAGACGCCCACGCGUUCUGUCAGUCGGCAACGUUUGUUCACCGGCAACCCAGCGGCGACUGCGAAGAGGGACUCUGACAGCUCAGACGAUGACUAUGACGACGACGCCGCGUCCCUUUCCACUGACGCCGAGAUUGACCGUGACGAGGCCCUCGCUGCCGCCGCUGCAAAACACUCGAGCGGUGGUAACUCAACGUCACAGGACUCAUCUCAUACCCUAGGCCGGCCCAACCAAAGCCAGUCUUUGCUACCAUUGUCCAAGCGCAAACGGGAUCAUGUGCAAGACGAAGAAGACUUCUCGGACGGUUUCAACGACCCCGAUGUGGUGCGGGGCCUCGUAGACCUCGCCGAUCACGCCACUAGCAGCAUCCAGCGGCCCGUCACCCCGGCCAAGCAGCGACAGGGGCAUGCCAUUGGCGCCGCGCGAGGCGGCCUGCCCACCCCGGUGAGUCGGAACACGUUGCUGAUCGCGCCAGAGGGGGAGGCCCGUUCUAGCAACAAGCGCGUAAGGCUCAGCACGCCCAAUGGCAUCAGCUCGCCGACUUCGACGCCCUUUUCCAGAGAAAAUCCGUUCAGCUCCUCCAGAGCGGCCACAUUCUCGUCCUUGGCAACCCUGAAAUCGAGCCACCAGCAGCAGGACGAUAGCGAGAGCUACGAGCUCACAACCCAGAUUCUCGCGCUGCUGGACGGCCAAAUCUCGCAGCGUCUAUCCGCCGAUGGGAAACCGACGGUCUUGGAUCUAGCCGCGCUCCGGUCUGCCAUCCGCCGCCGCCUCGACGCCGAGGUGCUCAAGGCCAAAGGCGCCAAAAUGGGCCAGGCUGCGGCGUGGGAGGGCAUUUCCAAACGUGAUAGCCAAAUCUCGGCACUGCAGGAGAAGAUCGCCGCGUUGGAGAACGAGCGGACGGUGUUGAAGGGCCAGGUUGCCGAUUAUAAGGGCAGGAUGGAGGGGUUUAAACGUCUCUUGGCCGAGGAUUAG
Messenger RNA from Pyricularia oryzae 70-15, 1344 nucleotides. RefSeq lists its product as uncharacterized. Bases 1 to 1344 code for a protein of 447 amino acids. Gene Ontology annotation, molecular function: zinc ion binding. The record is from RefSeq and is a predicted model, not a curated record. The transcript is spliced from 2 exons. NCBI's taxonomy places the organism in Eukaryota, Fungi, Ascomycota, Sordariomycetes, Magnaporthales, Pyriculariaceae.